Stegastes partitus (bicolor damselfish) is the source of this 344-nucleotide messenger RNA. Its product is annotated as KIAA2012 ortholog. The transcript is spliced from 2 exons. The record is from RefSeq and is a predicted model, not a curated record. Lineage: Eukaryota; Metazoa; Chordata; Actinopteri; Pomacentridae. The coding region runs from base 2 to 253 and encodes 83 amino acids.
GAUGGAUGAAGACGAGAGGACCGAGUAUCUCCGUAAGAAGGAGGAGGAAGAGGAGGAGGCCAGGAGGGCUGCAGAGGAGAGACGGCUGCAGCAGGAGCUGAUCAGCAGACAGAUGGCGCUGUUGCAGCAGCAGUUGGCCUUUAAACGGGGCCUCCUGCUGGAGGCUGGAGGUCUGCAGAAAACUCAGAGCGUCUCCAGGCCGUGGAUCUACUCCUACUUCACCCUGUUGGAGCUGCUGGAGCUAAAAAGCUAAAAGCUUUAACCUGAACCUCCACCUGCUGCCGAGUCCGUCGCCUCCUACAUGAUGUUAAACCACCCGAAGGACAGUCAGCAGCAGAAGGACA